UGGGCAGUUUGGGCUGGUAAUAGCUAAAGGAUUUAAGUUUCUUUUUAAGUUGAUGAAAAUGCUCUAAAAUUCUGAUGAUAGUUGCACGUAUCUGUGAAUAUACUAAAAAUCACUGAAUAGUACACUUUAAAUAGGUAAAUCAUUUGGUGUGUGAGUUAUAUCUCAAUAGAACUGUUUUAAAAAGAUAAAACCAUGAGACUAUUUCAACAAUUGAGAUUUGGGAUUGAAGACCUAAACGUUAUUAUUUCCAGUCCCUGCAGCCAGCAAACUGGUGCUGCGCGGGAGAGCUUCGGUUUUCAGGAGUAAAAUACUCCAGCGCCGCACUGCCGCGGUUGGUCGGCGAGGGGCUGCGCCGCGUGUGAGAACGGUUCCGGGUCCGGCCCGGGUCCUGGGAGAGUCCCAGGUGCGGCCCAAACUUGGGGCGCCUCGGGUCACCGCGCGCCCCUCCUCCAGGCCUGAGUCACGGCGCCGCCGGAGUCCCCACGCGGAGAUGCUGCGGUGAGCGCGGCCGGACGCCGAGUCGGGCACUCGGCCGCCCUCGGGAAGCUAGGCCCGCAGCCGCGCGCUCCCGGCCGGCCGCCACGUCCGCCUACCCCGCACUGCUCCGGACGCCUCGGCGGGCGGCGGCGGCGGGCGUGCCCUGUGCUCGGAGCUCGCCACGCCUGCCCUCCAUGGCGUUUAUCCGGAAGAAGCGGCUGGAGCAGCAGCUGCAGCUCUACUCCAAGGAGAGGUUUUCCUUGCUGCUGCUCAACUUAGAGGAAUACUAUUUUGAACAGCAUGCAGCUCAUCAUAUUCAGCACAGGGGCAGCAACGAUGAAAGGAAAAUCAGAGGCUCCUUAAAAAUAUGUUCAAAAUCAGUGAUUUUUGAACCAGAUGCAAUAUCCCAGCCCAUUAUUAAGAUUCCUUUGAGAGAUUGUAUAAAAAUAGGAAAGCAUGGAGAAAACAUGGCCAAUAGACACCCUGCAAAGGCAAAAUGUGCAGGGAUUUCACUCAUUUUUAGUCAGGUGUAUUUCAUUAAAGAACAUAAUAUUGUUGCACCAUAUAAAAUAGAAAGGGGCAAAAUGGAAUAUGUCUUUGAAUUGGAUGUUUCAGGGAAGGUAGAAGAUGUGGUGGAGACAUUGCUUCAGCUUCACAGAGCCUCUUGUCUUGACAAACUUGGUGAUCAAACUGCCAUGAUAACAGCUAUCUUGCAGUCACGCUUGGCUAGGACAUCAUUUGACAAAAAUAGUUAUUUAUUUAUGUUUACAGAUUUAUCAAAUCCAGGAACCUUCAGGGACCUUAGUAAGCCAGUGGGAGCCCUAAAUAAGGAACGGCUGGAGAGACUACUGACUCGUUACCAGGAAAUGCCUGAGCCAAAAUUCAUGUAUGGAAGUCACUACUCUUCCCCAGGUUACGUGCUCUUUUACCUUGUUAGGAUCGCACCAGAGUAUAUGCUAUGCCUGCAGAAUGGAAGAUUUGAUAAUGCAGAUAGGAUGUUCAACAGUAUUGCAGAAACCUGGAAAAACUGUUUGGAUGGUGCAACAGAUUUUAAAGAAUUGAUUCCAGAGUUUUAUGGUGAUGAUGUCAGCUUUUUAGUCAAUAGUCUGAAGUUGAAUUUGGGAAAGAGACAAGGAGGGCAGAUGGUUGAUGAUGUUGAGCUUCCCCUGUGGGCCUCAAGUGCUGAGGACUUUCUCCAGAAGAGCAAGGAUGCACUGGAAAGCACUUAUGUAUCACAGCAUCUUCAUGAAUGGAUCGAUCUCGUAUUUGGCUACAAGCAGAAAGGGAAUGAUGCUGUUGGGGCCCAUAAUGUAUUUCAUCCCCUGACCUAUGAAGGAGGUGUAGAUUUAAACAGCAUUGAAGAUCCUGAUGAGAAAGUGGCCAUGCUAACCCAGAUCUUAGAAUUUGGGCAGACACCUAAACAGCUGUUUGUAACACCACAUCCUCAAAAGAUCACCUCCAAGUUUAAAAGUAUGUCCCAGACCUCCAGUUAUAAUGCUUCUAUAGCAGAGUCCCCAGUUUCUCCAGGUGAAGAGUCCUUUGAAGACUUGACUGAAGAAAGCAAAACGCUGGCGUGGAAUAACAUCACCAAGCUGAAGUUAUAUGAGCAGUAUAAAAUCCACAAAGAGGCAGUUACAGGGAUAGCAGUCUCUUGCGAUGGGUCUUCAGUCUUCACAACAUCACAAGAUUCCACCUUGAAGAUGUUUUCUAAAGAAUCCAAAAUGCUACAAAGAAGUAUAUCAUUUUCAAAUAUGGCUUUAUCGUCUUGUUUACUUUUACCAGGAGAUGCCACUGUCAUAAGUUCUUCUUGGGACAAUAAUGUCUAUUUUUAUUCCAUAGCAUUUGGAAGACGUCAAGACACAUUAAUGGGGCAUGAUGAUGCUGUUAGUCAGGUCCGUUGGCAUGGCAACAGGCUCUAUUCUGCAUCGUGGGACGCUACAGUGAAGGUGUGGUCUGGUGUCCCUGCAGAAAUGUCCGGCACCAAAAGACAGCAGUUUGAUUUGCUGGCUGAGCUAGAACAUGAUGUCAGUGUAGAUACAAUCAAUUUAAAUGCAGCAAGCACACUGCUGGCUUCAGGCACCAAAGAAGGCAUGGUGACUAUUUGGGACCUCACUACAGCCACCUUACUGCACCAGAUCCCAUGCCAUUCGGGGGCUGUAUGUGCUACUGCUUUCAGCCCAGAUAGUCGCCACAUUCUCAGCACAGGGGUGGACGGCUGUCUGAAUGUCAUCGAUGUGCAGACAGGAAUGCACAUCUCCUCCAUGGCAUCAGACCAGCCCCAGAGGUGCUUCAUCUGGGACGGAAAUUCUGUUCUGUCUGGAAGUGAAUCUGGUGAGCUGCUGGUCUGGGACCUCCUUGGAGCAAAAAUCAGUGAGAGAAUACAGGGCCACAGCGGUGCUGUGACAUGCAUAUGGAUGAAUGAACAGUGUAGCAGUGUCAUCACAGGCGGGGAAGACAGACAGAUUAUGUUCUGGAAAUUGCAGUAUUAAGUGCCUUUUCUUCUUUUGACUCUAUUAUAAUGUAUUUUUAAACCAAACUUUUAAGUGAACUGGUGAAUGUGCAAUGAUAGUAAUUAGAAGUUUUACCACAUGAAAAAUGUGUGGUUUUAAAUCAUGGUGAUUUCAUUGAAAGCCAUUAGUUGCCAUCUUCUAAAGCAGAUAAAACAUGGCAGUGUUAGGGAGAAAAUGUUACAUUUGCAAGGCAGAUAAUCAUCACAAUGUGGUGAUGGCUGGAAGACAGGACUGCGUAGCAAAGAGAAGCUAAGAGGAGAUACUAACCUGGACUGAGGGACACUGAAACACUGGAAAGCAGAGAAGAGUUUAGAAUUUUCCAAGAAAAUGUGCAGUAUCCUCUGCUGCUUGGGUCCCUCCUGUCUUCCCUAAUUUACCAGUUGCUGCCACUUGGUUUUUAGGUAUGUGUUUUCAUGGAGUGGAUACUUUACAUAAUGCUGUACCCAGAUUCUAAGAACCUGGGGAAGGAUUAGCAGUUCUUAUAACAGUGAAGGUCCUGGGCAUAGGAACAGUUUGUAUUUCAUUAAGCUAUUAAAUGCUCAUCUUUUUUACAUUAAAAUAUUUUUCUAUAAUAAAAACCAUUUUCAUUUUCUUAAAAAAUGUAUAACAAAGACUAGUAGUAACUUUUUUAAGAGUCACAAGUAUUGGUCCUUCUAGGAAACCAUACUUAGUGAUAGGAAUAUAGUUUUUGUCUUUCAGACCCAAGUCCAAAUACCAAGGUAGCUAGUCAAACUGGGAAAUGUUAAAUUUCAAACAAGGCACAGUAUACUGCGGAAGCACUGAAUUUCUCUCAUAUUUAACCUUUUGCUAUAUGCUUUAAAAGCACUGUUUUAUCUUGCAGGCAGAAUGACAUAAGAGAACAAAUCUGAUCAGUCUGAGGUUACAGAAGUUUUUCAGGUUUUCAAUCCACAGUCCUGAGGGAAGACUGCACCAUCACAUACCCCUUCCUGCUUCUCCAGAUGCUGGAGAGGACAGAGAAUGUUUUCUCAACAUCCUACAGGGAACAAUUCUCCAUCACGAACCACUGUGAAUAGUUUUCUAUUAAACAGAUGAAGUGUGGGCAGAGGGCAACUGCAGUCUGUACUCAGUUGUACUGCAAACUGCAACUAUGCCACCUUUUUAAAAUUUUUAAAAACUAGGCAUUGUCAAAAUUUAGCAAUGAUAUGCUGACUUUUAUCUCAUACUUGGAAAGUUGUGAGGGGUCAUCCUUUCUGAUCAAAUCCCCGAUUUAAAUUUUAAUUUAUUUAAAAUUUCUAGAUAAAUACCAGCAUCAUUCCUUAAGUAAAAAAAUAUGGGAAUUAGAGGAAAGUAUAGUGCUUAAAUUAAGUCAGAUGACCAUAUACAAUAAGUUGAAAAACUUGCCGUUUAGGGCCGGGGAUUUAGCUCAGUGGUUUUGCUGCCUGCUGCGCAAGCGCAAGGACCCAAGUUCGAUCCCCGGUACCAAAAAAAACACACACACAAAAAAACUUACCGUUUAAUAAUAUGUUCAAAGAUAAAAGCAGGCAUGAUUGUUAUGGUAACUACAGUCCCAGAUGUUGAAAGUAUGUCUGCUAUUUGAGAAUCCUGAUGAAAACAAUAAUGAAAAUGAAUUUCACUGAAGUUUUAUUUAAUAAACAUAAAACCCUUACUCUUGGUAAAGAAGUAUACACUAUACAUGUCAUUGUUUUGCUAUUAAGUCUCCAAAAUUCCGAACCUUGGUAGUUCCCAUUUCAUUCUACUUUUCCUUAUCAAGUUUAAUUCUACAGAAUACAAUUUUACAGCUAUUUAGAAAAGUACUAAGUAACUCAAGCUGAAUGUACUAGACCCAAUCAGUUCACUACUAAGAGUGAAUGGUUUUCCCCAUGUACAAUAAAAUAUAUCCUGUUAACUAUGUUUUCUAAAGUUUAUGAAAUAAGUCUUAAAACCUAUAGACCUUACGGUAGAUUUAAGAAUUUAUAGAGGAAAAUUAGAAAAAUAUAGAACUAGUGUGAUCCAAAAUUAUUACUCAUUUCCUACAUUCCUGGACUGAAAAAGUUGGACAACCAUUUAUUCACAAUGUCAUCAACAUUUUCACUGCUCAUGUUUACAGAGAAUUCUAGCUUAAAGGACUUUAGAGGUCACUUAGUCCAACUUCCUUGCUAUAGAAGGAAGAAUUCCAGAUAGCAUCCUCUCAUUUUCUACCAAGUUUCCAUAUUCUGUAGGUCAGUAUGAAAACAGCACCACCUAAAUGGUCAAAGAAGACAUUUUCUAAAAUAAAAUUCACAGUACAACCAGGCACAAGGUCUUUUCCUUACCUUCAAUCCAAUGACAUUCUGUCCGUUGAUUUCACAGAUGUUAUGUUCAGUGGGAAGACCAUUUCUGGCAGCAGAACUAUCUUUUACUAUGGAUGUUAUUUUUCCAUUUUUAAAGAUAAAACCAACAUGUCCAGUACUAUCCUUGUGCAUGGUAAUUGUCCGCUCAAAGGGCCUGUAAACAUGAGGUCCAAUUUAAAUUUUAAUUCCAAGGUUAUCAUUUCUGUGGACUUUAUAAACCAUAAAUUCUGCCAGAUUUAAGACUUUGUAAAAUAUUUAAUAACUUAUAGCUGUUAUUGUGCAUACACAGAAUGUCUUUGUGCAAAAUAUUUUCUCAAAUAUGAUUUGACCAACUAAUCAAGAUUUCCUUUAAUCAUCAGAGACAGCUGAACAUAAUUUUUCAUGCAGUUUAUUGAUAGGCUUUUUCUUUUAAAAUUCACCAUUCUUUUGCAUUAACAAUGAGAUAGGUUUUGAACUAAACCACAGAAGUAAAAUUGAAUUUUUAUUAACUUUUAGUGUUUCCUGGAGCCUAACUGUUCUUAGAAUAGUUUUUAAACUUAAAACCUUUAUAGUAUUUCUCACAUCUUGAUUUAAAAAUUUAUAGAAGGUGUCCUCCCCCCAUUAAGUAGAACUGUAGAAGCAGUUUCUCAAGCCCCACUUGGAAAGGAAGAUACAUUCCUACUGUAAAACAACAACCAACACCACAUCAGUUACACUGGAUCACUUAUCUUCAACUCAAUGUGUCAUAGUAUCAUAAGGGUUUGAGAAUCAACCUGUGUAAAAUUCAGAACAGUCGCAUCUUCUGUUGGUCCAACUUACUCUUGGAAAUGUUUAAAAGUUACAAAUGAACCAACUGGUAGAGAAAAUUUAAUCUUCUUUCUAACUAGUUUCAUAACCGCCAAACUUACGUAUUUGGUUUUCAAAACUAAACUUCAUGAUGGGCUCCAGCUCUUAAAAGUAGGACCCCGCAGCUACUUUGUUCUCUGAGAUAUUUCUAUUUUCUAGAGUGAUACAGGCAGAAAAGCACCUAAAGGACUAAUUACUGUAAUCUCUGAAAUAUUAUUUACAUGUAUAAUCAGAAUUAUAUUUUAAAAACUCAAACUAAGAAAAAUCUGUAGCACACAACUGCAAGACUGUAAGGCUCACUAGUAACAUUUGAUCAUUUUCUACAACAAAAUACUAUAUCCACAGAAUACUGUAAGCCCAAGAAAAUAGAAAACUAGCCUAGAAUUUCCAUUCUAAUUUUUCAAUAACAGCUUACCUGUCACGAAUGGUCAUGGUAAUCUUCUCUCCAAAA
Molecule: messenger RNA, 6554 nt
Organism: Heterocephalus glaber (naked mole-rat)
Lineage: Eukaryota; Metazoa; Chordata; Mammalia; Rodentia; Bathyergidae
Source: RefSeq, a predicted model, not a curated record